AUGGCUGACCGACUUUAGAGAGGAUAAGGAGAGAGCGAGAGAGAAAAGAAAUAUUCUCUCUUGAGCUAGGUUUCACAUUAGAUGGGUAUUUUCUCCUAAGAUUCAAACAUGCAAGAAAGCAAGACUUCACUCUUCUGAUGUAAUCAAGUUAGAUUUGUUCAGGUUUCUGUAGUCUCGCAAAAUGAUGUCUGAUGAUGGGAUUUCUUCUUCCAUUGGAGGGUUCAUUCAAGAUCCUACUCUAAACCCCAAUCCUAACAGUUCUAAUUCAAACCAGGCCAAACGGAAAAGAAAUCUUCCGGGAACCCCAGAUCCAGAUGCAGAAGUUAUAGCACUGUCCCCAAAGUCUCUGAUGGCAACAAACAGAUUCAUAUGUGAAAUUUGCAACAAGGGUUUCCAAAGGGACCAGAAUUUGCAGUUACACAGAAGAGGUCAUAAUCUGCCAUGGAAGCUUAAACAAAGAAACAACAAAGAAGUAAUCAGAAAGAAGGUUUACAUAUGCCCUGAAAAAACCUGUGUCCAUCAUGACCCUUCAAGGGCACUUGGAGAUCUUACAGGAAUCAAGAAACAUUACAGCAGAAAGCAUGGAGAAAAAAAAUGGAAGUGUGAAAAAUGCUCCAAAAAAUACGCAGUUCAGUCUGAUUGGAAAGCUCAUAGUAAGAUUUGUGGGACGAGAGAAUAUAAAUGUGACUGUGGAACCCUUUUCUCCAGAAAGGAUAGCUUUAUCACACACAGAGCCUUUUGUGAUGCAUUAGCAGAAGAAAGUGCAAGAUUUACUUCAGUUCCUUCUGCAAAUGUGAGUUUCAGAAACGAAUUGCUUAGUAAUAUUCAAAGUGCUGGUAGCUCGCAGUUUUCUGGCGUGUUUAGGCCAGAACUUACUGGAUUAGAACAUGGAAACCAGCUGAAUCUGGAUUUGCAAAAACCGAGGCUGCCAGUUUGGCUAGAAAAUGCCAAUUCUCAUCUGAAUUCCGUUGGAAAUCCAACUGGUUCUAAUGCUUUCUUGGGUUCAAGUUCAACAAGCUUGCCUGAAUUGGUGCAAAUGGCUUCACAGAAUCAGUGGUUCGGUAGGGGCCAAGAGGUACCAUUUACAGGUGGGAAUUCUUCAUCUUCUGCAUUGAAUAGGGUACUGAAAGAGGAAGAAGAAAACAAAGGAAAUUUGACUGAAAACAUAAGUUCAUUGUAUUACAACAAUACCCAUAAUCAGCCAGAAACAAAUCUACCAGCUCCUAUGUCUGCUACUGCACUAUUGCAGAAAGCAGCCCAAAUGGGGUCAACUAGAAGCAGUUCUGCCAUUUUUGGUACUGGUUUUGGACUAAUGAGCUCAUCUUUUUCUAGUCUUGGCAACUUCAAUUCUUUUAACCAAAGCAGAAAUGAAGUUCAGAAUCUUGAAAAAGCUGAGAAUUUGAAUGGAUUAAUGGCUUCCUCGUGUGCUUCAACAAUGUCUACUAAUCGUGGAGGUGGAUUUUUCCGUGGUGACAUACCCACUACCCCAAUAAUGGGCAGUUCAAGAAAUUCAGACCCUGCAAUGAUGAUGCCAAAUAUUACUGGGAAUCAAAACCAAUCAACUGGAACUGAAGCUACAAACAGUCUCACUAGAGAUUUUCUGGGAGUAGAAGGCAGUGAACAUCGACAAUUCUUGCAACAGAAUGAGUUAUCAAAGUUCGCUUUAAUGGGUUCUGCAAUGGACUCAAGCCAUUACAGCAAAAAUCACUGAGCUCUCCAAAAAUGAUAACUAAACAAAUUUUACAGAGAAGAUGAGGUAAAUUCAGAAGGCGAAGCCUCCAUAUGCGGGACUGCACCUGGAAGAUCGAUAAGGGGAAGAGAUCUUGUGAACUGUCAGAAGGGGGUGGGUGGGGUGGGGUCCACUGCAGGUUUGAACGAGAGAUGACAAAAAUUUACUUGGCAAUCACAAGCUAGGCAUUCGUAUCACUGCAUAUAGAAAGUUGCCUUCUUUUUUUCACUAGGGUUUGAUGGACCACUUCACUGUUAAGCCUGUGAUUAUUAUGCAGUAUAUUUUUGCUCGUGGAAUUUUGAAUGAAAGUGAAAAAUUUACCUAUUAAUUUCAGCCACAAGGAGAAAAAGUAUGAGCAAUAAUGUUGUAGCUAGAUUUUUUGUUGUAUUCUCUUUUUAAGUUAAGAAAAGCAAGUCUUUUUUGCAC
This is a messenger RNA of Olea europaea var. sylvestris, 2155 nucleotides long. RefSeq names its product protein indeterminate-domain 9-like. The transcript is spliced from 4 exons. Gene Ontology annotation, molecular function: DNA-binding transcription factor activity. The record is from RefSeq and is a predicted model, not a curated record. Lineage: Eukaryota; Viridiplantae; Streptophyta; Magnoliopsida; Lamiales; Oleaceae. Gene Ontology annotation, cellular component: nucleus. The coding region runs from base 182 to 1711 and encodes 509 amino acids.